Messenger RNA from Funneliformis caledonium, 486 nucleotides. NCBI's taxonomy places the organism in Eukaryota, Fungi, Glomeromycota, Glomeromycetes, Glomerales, Glomeraceae. The record is from the annotation of a GenBank genome assembly.
AUGUCUUUAAAGGUUUUACAAUGCUUUUUAUCUCAAACUUUUAAAACAGAUGAAACAAUUUCUACAAAUGAAUAUAAUAUUUUACGUUUCACUAUAUUGAAAUUAGUUUAUGAAAUUAACCAAAGUUUAGUUUCAACAUUUGAAAGAAUGAUACCAUUAGAAGAUGGAAUGGUGGGAAAUUAUGAUGAUAUAAGGAAUCUUUAUAAGAAAUCUUCAAAAGUUUGGGAGAUUCUUCCUGAUGUUGCAAAAAAAUUAAAACCUUUAAUAGAAUUUAUAGAUUUGAGAAGAAUUGAUUUAAAAGAUAUGGAAAAUAUUUUUGAACCGUUGGAUAUCAUUUCAAAAGAAGAUCUUUUAGAAUUUUUUCGAUAUCAUGCCAAAGUUAAAACUCCUAUUUCAUAUACUCGUGGAAUGCCGUUUUUUACGUGGGACAAAAAACAUUGUGGAGAUGGAAUUACUAUACAUAAUGAUGAAGUUACUUUUAUUUAA